CGUACAUUGUUGCUGACCCCGCCAUCUUAGCAGCUGUAGCCGCUUUCUUCUCCCAGCUCUGGUUUCUGGAUUGCACCGGGUGUCUGUCGCCGCGUGACUCGCUGGUACCUGGACACUUAGCGCGAGGGGGGCGCUCACCAGAGUCCCGAAAUGGGGUUGGUGUCAUUUGAAGAUGUAGCCGUGGACUUCACCUGGCAGGAAUGGCAGGAGCUGGAUGCUGCUCAGAGGACCCUGUACAGGGACGUGAUGCUGGAGAACUACAGCAGCCUGGUGUCCUUGGGGCACUGCAUGACUAAACCUGAGUUGAUUUUAAGGUUGGAGCAUGGAUUCCGGCCAUGGAGCAUAGGAGACACUUCAGUCUGGAGUCUCCCAGGUGUUCUUGAAGUGUAUACUCCAAAUGAGAGUUGCCUGGAAAAUUCAGAGAGUCAUAUGUGGCCAGUGGGAAGCAUCAACAGAAAUCUUUCAAAUAAAGAGAUGAUUGAAGCAGAAAUGAAGGUUCAACUAGAACUUCACCGAGGUACCAAACCCUAUGAAUAUAAGCCACAUAUGAAAAUGGUCAGCCUGCCGUCUCAGCACAGCAAACAGCGUGCAUACUAUCCAAGUAUGAAACCCUAUGAAUGGAAGGAGUGCCAGAAAGCUUUUUGUUACAAGUCAGGGCUCACCCAACACCAGAGAACUCGUACAAGAUUGAAGAUCUAUCAGUGUACAGAAUGUAGGAAAGCUUUCCCCUCCAAAUCAGAACUCACUGUGCAUCAUCGAAUCCAUACUGGUGAGAAGCCCCAUGAGUGUGAAGAAUGUGGUAAAGCUUUCUAUCGUAAGUCAACCCUUACAGUCCAUCAGAAAACUCACAAAGGUGAGAAACCUUACGAAUGUAAAGAAUGCUGGAAAGCUUUCUAUUAUAAGUCAACCCUCACUGAACAUCAGCGAAUCCAUACCGGCGAGAAGCCUUAUGUGUGUAAAGACUGUGGCAAGGCUUUCUUCUACAAGUCAAACUUAACUCGCCAUCAUAGAACUCAUACAGGUGAGAAACCUUAUGAAUGUGAAGAGUGCAGGAAAGGUUUUUCCUCCAAGUCAGAGCUCACUUCACAUCAUAGAACUCAUACCGGUGAGAAGCCCUAUCAGUGUGAAGAAUGUGGCAAAGCUUUUUACUGCAAGUCAACCCUUCGAGUACAUCAAAAAAUACAUACAGGUGAAAAGCCUUAUGAGUGUAAGGAAUGUCAGAAAUCUUUCUAUUAUAAGUCAACCCUCACGGAACAUCAGAGAACUCAUACAGGCGAGAAGCCUUAUGAGUGUAAAGACUGUGGCAAGGCUUUCUUCUACAAGUCACAGUUAACUCGCCACCAUAGAAUUCAUACAGGUGAGAAGCCUUAUGAAUGUGAGGAGUGCAGGAAAGCUUUCUCCUCCAAGUCAGAGCUCACUGCUCAUCGUAGAACUCAUACGGGUGAGAAACCCUAUGAAUGUAAAGAAUGUGGCAAAUGUUUUUGUCGCAAGUCACACUUAACUCUUCAUCAUAGAAUCCAUACAGGUGAGAAGCCCUAUGAAUGUAAAGAUUGCAGGAAAGCUUUUUUCUGCAAGUCAGGGCUUGCCCGACAUAUGGGAACGCAUACACAUUGUACUAAUACAAAGACUAGAGAAAAGCAUUUUCCUGCAACUCACAGCUCAGUCAAUAUCAGAAAUGAUAUACAAGUUAGAAACCCUGUGGCUAUAAAGAAUGAAGAAAAACUCUCUACUAUAAAUCAGUCUUCACUCCAUAUGAUGGACUUCUUAGAGUUGAGAAGUCCUAUAGAUCUACAUAAUGCAGGAAGACUUACCUUCUUAACUCAUACUUCAUUCAAUAUGAAUGAACUCAGGUGAGCCACACUAAUAACACAGAAGGCUAGAAAGCAUGCACUCAACCGGGAUCACUUGACAUCAGAGAAUGCCUGUAGAAAGGUUACAGCAAAGAACUACCACAAGGGAGACCUCACUCAACAUCAGAAGAACAUUUUGUCUGGAAAGAACACAGGAAAGCUCUACCAUAGUUGUCUCAAUGUUAAGCAACUUAUACAUGUAAAGAAGCUUAGGAAUUAAAAGCCAAAACUUUUGAAUGGUGAGUCAGGUCUCUGUUGAAACCUGCAAUGAAAAACCCUGAGAAUGUAUAAAAAUGACAAAAACGUUUUCCAAUGUAGACUACUAUAUAUGUACUAACUUUGAAAAACAAACAUUUAAGGGACCCUUGUAAAGAAAAUAGGAAAAUUUUGAUAAGUCAGAUCACAUUCUUCAUCAAAAAAGUCAUACAGGUGAGAGACUAUGUACAAAUAAAUUUGCCAUGUAUAGUAGUACUUGCUUAUCUUCCAUUUCAUUGACACAUAGAUAUUCAAAACUAGGGAACAUCAUAUUCUCUCCAACUCUGGGUGGGCCUAGAGUGUUAUAAGGGCAUGUAUAGAAACAUGAUGUAGUUCAGAAGUGCUGUUGCGGUAUGUUGAAAAUGACUGGUACGAGGCACUGCCUUAUUAUGUAGGACUGCUAAAAUCACUGGUGAUCUGUGUUCUCUGAUUCUCAUCUUGCCAGAGAAAAUGUGGUAAAUCUUCUCAUAAAGUCAUUUUAAUCUAACAGUCAAUGCUAUAGGGGUCCAGAAAUUAACAGUGCUUAUUUCCUGAUCUCAGAGAAGUGAUGGUUAAGAUUGGUAACAUUUAUAUCAAAUUAGUAGCACAGGAGAGAUCAAGGUACAUGGGAUUUGUACCACACUUUGCAGAUGCAGAAGGGAAUCUAGACCAGUGCCUAAGAUAACAAACCAAGUGAGUGUUAGAGCCAGGAUCAGAUGUCCUAUCUCAGCUCAGUGUCGCUUGCACUAACCCUGCACCAUUUUACUUGACCAAAUUUAUACAGCUUGCUGUUAGUGGAUGAAAGGAAAACAGUCUUCAUUAUUAUUUUCCAACUCUGGGAGAAGAGAAUCUAAAUAAUAGUGUCGUGAGUCUUUUAAGCCAAGCAACAGCCAUCUCUGGGAAUUCAGCUGUGGCCUCUUGCAAAAGCUCAUCCCAGCCGGGCUUACUAAUGGUUAAUCUCUCCUCCCAGCAUCCGACUGCUCCCUACCAACUGGCAGCUCUGCAAACUGCCUGGGGAAAAGACUUAGAAUGAGUGCCAGGAAACACUAGGGGAUGGGGCCACGUCCUCCACGUAUGCUGUUUUGGAAAAAAUCCCAUUCCUGCUGAGUAAGGCUUUCCAGACGUGACCCACUAGGGGCGGUGUACCCAUACUCUUGUAAGCAACCCUUACUCACACUCUGUCAGGAAGCCAAAUAAAGUCAUUGGUUUAUUUAUGAACUUUGAUGGAAUCAUGGCUCUGUUUGUGAUUAGUACCUUGGGGUUGGGGGGGAUAGAGAUUGCUUCACAUCUCCCCCCUCCGAAGGAAUUUAUAGCAACAUGGAGUCACCAUUAGGAUGCCUCUGGAUCUUUCUGAAGGAUUAUGUGGAUGUGAGUGAUCCUGGAGUCAGAGCUUUGGGGGAAAGAGUCUGUCCCAAAGGUUUAGGAAGAAGUCUCAAAACCUCAGUACUUUGAAAAAGUCCUUCCAGAAGAGUCUCAAGUCUGAGCUUAGGAUCUCGGUGCAUAUUGUCUGCUUUUCAGAGUGACAUUAUCUUGGCAAGAUGCAAACCACCCGACCUGGAGCAUGUUUUGAGUGUACAGAAGUAUGAGGCUUUCACUGACUUAGAGUUAGUUUCUAGUGUGUGUAGGUAAAAGGUAGCCUGUGUUCUUCCUAAAUCUGGGAAAAACUGGUGGCUAGUACUCAGCUUACUGUGUGAGUCCACAUGUUCCCAGCCUGUGUUCAGAGGUUUAGAUUUAUGACCAGUUCCUGUUUUCCUUCUAGGGCAAAACCCUGGCAUAUAAUGAUUAACCUUUUACAUACACAUCUGACUAUACAAGGUCCUGGAAAUAGUGCGAAUGGUAGAGGGUAUGGCAGCUGUGACAUAAAGGGGAUUUUGAAAGACUUUGGCUGCUUGCCUACCAGGGCAGUAUUAUGUAGUUCUGAAAAAAUGCAAAUGAUGAACAGCUAGCUGUCUUAAAGUUCAGGUUAAGAAUGGGAGUGUGGUAGUCAUGUAAACAAUGGUUUACAUCCUUGCCUAUACUAAAGGCUCUAGCAAGAAGUCUGAGAGGACACUAUCUACUUGUCAUCACCAGUGCCUUGUAACAUUCUCAACAAGCACAAAAGUAUAUAAUCCCAUGAUUAAACAUGGAGCCAGAAAAGAGACAUUUCAAGCUAUAUUUAAAGAAAUAGAACGAUCCUUUCACAGGGGUUACCUAAGAGCAUUGGCAAAUAGAGGUAUUUAUAUCAUGAUUCAUAAUAGCAAAAUGCCAUUAUAAAGUAGCAAUGGAAAUAAUUUUAUGGUUGGCUGGUAAGAGCUAGUUAGUACCUGAAUUCCAUAGGAUUAAUUAGUAGGACUCAAGGAUACAGUAGUUAAUGUGCAAAAUGUUUAGAAGUUCUUUCAAAGUUAGGCAUUCACUUAUCUUACUCAGAGAACCAGAACCUUGAUAGUUACUGAUGUAACUAAAUCUGAAUCUUUAAACAAAUAUCUACCCUACUGUACGUGGAGAUAUUACUGUAUUUCACAUUUUAAAUGUCAACUAGAUGUUGGGAGAAUCACAGUGGAUAGACUAGAAUAAGUGAGGAUAUAUGUAUGACAUACUCAUUGAAGAAGUGAUGGAAGGUGCUAUGUUGAAUAAUAUAACCAGGCUUGUGACUGUGUUCUUCAGAUAUUAGACUGCACAAACUCCUCCAGUUGCCGAGUGUGUUGUUAAUCACUGGUAUACAAGUUUGCAGAUGUCAAGGUACUCUUGAAAAGAUAUAUAUUAUUAUAGAUAAGUGGGAUCGAUUCCUAGAAUCUAAUUGAACAAUUUGUAAAUAAAAUAAAAAUGCUCUAGCAAACACUGUGCCAGUGUAUACUUGGGAUCAUCAAUAUGAACCUAUCCCCAUUCCUUACUUUGUGAUGGAUCAUUUGUGAAUGUAUUUCCCUGCAGUCCCUUUGAACCAAUAUUGAUAUAUUCUCUUGUGUUACAAUCAUGCACAUGAAUACUUAUUUCUAUAUUGUGUCAUUGAUAGGAGAAUAUCAACUAUAUUUACCAGCUAAUUUUACUAAGUGAAUAAUAAUAAUUUAUAUUUAAAUUUUUAUUAAUGAGUAUUCACUUAUUCUAACUUUUUACAGGUUGGGGUUUUAAAGAUUUUUUUUCAAGUUAAAAUAUAUUCUUUUCCUUCUUCCCUUUCCUACAUCCAACUUUUCCCAUGUGCUCCUUCCUCUCACAAAUUCAUGGUCUCUUCAGUUUUUGUUACAGAUGUGUGUGUGUGUAUUCCUAAUUAUAUAAAUACAAUCUCUUCAGUCUGCAUAAUGUUACUUAUAUGUGUGCGAUUUUAGGGUAUUAGAUAACCAAUUGGUUGGUAUGUUCUCCCCUUGGGAAGAUUAUUUCUCCUCUUCUCAGCAUUCCUUAGUUAUCUGUAGUCCUCUGUCUAGAGUUGGGACCUUGUGAGAUUACUGCCUGCCCCAUGUUAGUAUGUCUGUUGAUGCUAUCCUUUAAAGAGAGAUUUUUAAAAUUGUA
This is a messenger RNA of Mastomys coucha (southern multimammate mouse), 5564 nucleotides long. RefSeq names its product zinc finger protein OZF-like. Lineage: Eukaryota; Metazoa; Chordata; Mammalia; Rodentia; Muridae. The record is from RefSeq and is a predicted model, not a curated record. The transcript is spliced from 5 exons. Bases 151 to 1854 code for a protein of 567 amino acids. Gene Ontology annotation, biological process: regulation of cytokine production; negative regulation of transcription by RNA polymerase II; regulation of immune system process.